AUGGCUGCUGAUCGCCAACGGUCCGACAAUGGGCAAGGCGAGUUCGGCGAGGAGUGGGCUCGCGACCUGCGUGUUCAAUUCGAAGGCCUGUUGCGGACCAAGAGAACAACAGAGUUUACCGCGUCACGCAGCGGGCGCUCAACUCACCUCAGCGCUUCAGAGCCGAGAGAACGUUCAUCAUCAUCCCAUCUGCGAGCACCGACAACGCCUUCCGGCGAGCGUCCGACAUCCUCGCACAGCCACACCUAUGAGCAGGCAUCUGCCCAAACUACAACGCCGCCGUCCUAUUCUUCAUUGAGACAUAUUCCAUUAAUUCCAACGCCGCCAGCGGCCCACGACAGAGAGUCGCAGAAAUUCCGCAACAUGCUCAUCUCUUUAUCGGCCACACCAACGAAGUACGAGAACCCAGGGCUUCUCGACGAAGCGCUCCAGACCAUCGAGUUUGACCGCAUAUACGGCGAGGCCGAGGAGGAAUGCCAGCUUUUGCAAGCACAAGCCGAAAGCAUGGGUGAUGGCAGGAAACCCGAAUGGGGCUAUCAGGAUUGUGUGAUUCGUGCGCUUCUUCGAUGGUUCAAGCGUACCUUUUUCACAUGGGUCAACAACCCUAACUGCCCAAUCUGCAUUUCUCCCACCGUAGCCAAGGGAAUCACACAACCAACGGCGGAGGAGGCCGCACGCGGUGCCCUCCGCGUUGAGCUCUAUCAAUGCUCCAACAUGGCUUGCCAAGCCUACGAAAGAUUCCCUCGGUACAGCGACGUCUGGCAACUCCUCCAAACGAGGAGGGGGCGCGCUGGCGAGUGGUCAAACUGCUUCAGCAUGCUCUGUCGCGCUGUUGGCGGACGUGUACGUUGGGUCUGGAGUGCGGAAGAUCACCUUUGGACCGAGGUUUACUCUGAGCACAAGCAACGAUGGAUUCAUGUCGACGCCUGCGAGGAGGCAUGGGACAACCCGCGUCUCUAUACUGAAGGCUGGGGGAAACAAAUGUCGUACUGCAUUGCAUUCGGCGCCGACGGCGCAACAGACGUAACCCGCCGCUAUGUCAGAAAGACAGAACACUCCCUCGAACGGACUCGAUGUCCGGAACAGGUCCUACUAUACGUCAUGCAAGAAAUUCGGAAUAUACGGAGAGCCAAUCUCGACAAAGACGAGAGGUUCCGACUCGAGAAAGAAGAUACUCGUGAGGAACGCGAGCUGCGUGGCUACGUAGUAGCCUCAAUCACGCAAGCCGUCACCAGAAUGGUCCCCAGCUCAUCCAACACCACUUCCAGCAACGGCCAGCCACAUGUGCGCACAUCUUCAAGCGACGCCCAGAAAGUACCUGCCGAGCAACCGGCACUUGGCAGCGGCAAUGCUGCCUGGCUUGCAGCUCGGGACGAGAAUGGCCGACGCCACGGACCUCACAACGACCCCAGAGAUCCCUCGCAUCGGUGA
Messenger RNA from Microdochium trichocladiopsis, 1431 nucleotides. RefSeq lists its product as uncharacterized. The coding region runs from base 1 to 1431 and encodes 476 amino acids. Lineage: Eukaryota; Fungi; Ascomycota; Sordariomycetes; Xylariales; Microdochiaceae. Gene Ontology annotation, cellular component: nucleus; cytosol. Gene Ontology annotation, molecular function: peptide-N4-(N-acetyl-beta-glucosaminyl)asparagine amidase activity. Gene Ontology annotation, biological process: glycoprotein catabolic process; protein quality control for misfolded or incompletely synthesized proteins; protein deglycosylation. The transcript has 2 exons. The record is from RefSeq and is a predicted model, not a curated record.